Molecule: messenger RNA, 1982 nt
Organism: Lates calcarifer (barramundi perch)
Lineage: Eukaryota; Metazoa; Chordata; Actinopteri; Centropomidae
Gene: agtrap
Product: angiotensin II receptor-associated protein
Exons: 5
Coding region: 151-645 (164 amino acids)
Biological process (GO): angiotensin-activated signaling pathway; regulation of blood pressure
Cellular component (GO): plasma membrane
Source: RefSeq, a predicted model, not a curated record
CAUGGUUUGUGUUUGCAGGCUGAGCUGAGGGGAGGAGGAAAGAAGUUUGUGUACGGGAAAGCCUGCCGCUGUUUUUCAUGUAGCCCCUCAACAAGUUGAAACAGUGAACCGGAUCAACGUAGCAAGAAACAACAAAACAAACAGCCUAUUAUGGAAAUCCCUGCCAUAAAUCUAAAGGCUAUAGUACUGUUGCACUGGCUGCUUACAGUAUGGGGAUGCAUGGGUUUGAUCCCCAGCUCCUACUCUUGGUCGAACUUCAGUGUUUUAGCAGUUGGGGUCUGGGCCAUUGCACAAAGGGACUCGAUCGAUGCUGUGCUCAUGUUUCUGAUGGGGAUGAUAUUGACAAUAUUGACCGACAUCAUCCAUUUUGGGAUCUAUUAUACACUGAUUGAGCACUCAACGGAUAGGGACCACUUCAGCCAAGGAAUGGCCAUCCUCAGCCUGCUGCUCAAACCUGUGUCCUGCUUCUUUGUUUACCAAAUGUACCGCGAACGUGGAGGAGAUUACAACGUCAACUUUGGUUUCCCCACCGUAUCACGAAACAGAGAUGCCUACCAGUCCAUUGACCAACAGGAUGAGUCCUCCAGCCCAGCAAAUCCCUUCAACCAGGCCCAGAACAGCAACCCAGGAGGCCGCACAUACUGAGAGAACCAGGGGGUGAAUAAUACAGCGUUUUCCUCUGACUUUUUAUGCAACAGUGCCGUGGUCAGGGACAAUUUUUACAGUCGACUCCACAUCGGUCCAUUUGUUUUGUGUAGUUGGUCUGCUGCAGAUUGCAGCACUGAAAACAAAUUGAAAACCGUUAUAGUGGUAAAUCAUUAAUUCUGUGUGGGUUUUAGAACGAAAUGUGGCGUAAUUAAACCCUUUUUAAUUUUUUCUUCAAAGGUGGGAAUGUUUUUUGCUGAGCGGGCACAUCAUUGCUGAAUAAAUGCAGAGGAAAAACUGCGCUACCACUCCCAUGCUGUUUUUACCGGUUACUAUUUUUAGUGGAAAGAUGUGGAAUGGAACUCUUGUGUUUGCAGGAGUUUUGUUAGGUUACUUUUUCCAAGUGAGUCAUUUUUUUUUUUGUUUUUGUUUUAUUAAUGUUACAGACAAUAAGAGUCACAUGUGUUUCUCUUUGUGUUCUGUAAAUUAUUAAACCUGCAGUGCGGAACUUUUGUCUCCCCCUUCUGGCAAUGAGAGGAAUUACAAUCAACAUUUGUCCUCACCAUCGAUUGCUAUGCUUUUUAGACUAUAAUCUGUCCUUUAAAUGCAGAGUUUCUUUUUUUUAUCUGGAGCAUCAGAUAACUUUUUUUUUGUUUUUUCUGCCAUACUCUGACCAUCUCAGUCCCUCUCCUCAGUCUGGUAAACCAGUCAUUAAUGAUUGAUGUAUCAUGCAUCGCUAGCCAGUGCAGAAAUGGCGCCACAGACACCUGAUGUAAAAUUCUGGUGCACUGUAAAUACAGAGAGAUUUACCUGGUGCUCAUAGGCUUUAAUCAGCAUUGUGUGAACUCAUUCUGCAAUGGCUUGAAUGUAACAGAAUGUAAAGUCCCGCACUCCAGCUUUAAGUACUCACGUAUGCAGUAUGUAAUUAUUAUUUCCAGUUAGUCUUUGCUUUACGACACAACAAUGUGUAAAGCAGUGGACGGUUCUUAAUACAACAGUGUCAUGCCUUAGUAAGAAGCUACCUUGUGCCUUUGUACUUCAACUAAUAAGAGCUGUGAAAUCCUUUGACUAAGUUGAAGACAUGAUGACCAAAAUUGAAGUUCUGUUCAUUUAUUCUUGAUGUUGAUCUAUGCAAAACCCAUGGUAAGACCUAUAGUCAUACUUCGCACUGCCACUAUGAAAAAAAAAAAGAGAAAUGUUGAGAUUUUUUUCAAGUGAUUCAGUAAUGAUCGGCUUUGUGUGUACCUCAUUUCAAAUGUAGCUUUAUUACAAACAUUUCACAACACUCAUUUGUAACGUAAAUCCUCUAUCAAUAAAUUGCCGACCUCAUACUGUCA